Dichotomopilus funicola is the source of this 1317-nucleotide messenger RNA. RefSeq names its product SGNH hydrolase-type esterase domain-containing protein. The transcript is spliced from 2 exons. The record is from RefSeq and is a predicted model, not a curated record. NCBI's taxonomy places the organism in Eukaryota, Fungi, Ascomycota, Sordariomycetes, Sordariales, Chaetomiaceae. Bases 1 to 1317 code for a protein of 438 amino acids.
AUGAUGUUGUCGAUACCCCGCCUAGCGACCAUCGCAGCACUGCUGCUAUGGUCGCCGAGCACGUUGGCCGCGCCCACACAGGACACCCCUCUAGCUCCACGACAGGACGAGGACUGGCAUUGGGUUGCAACAUGGACGUCCAUGCCGCAGCUCGUCGAGCCAAACAACAUGCCCCCAGCGCCGUUUAGCGGCAGCGCAACCUUCAAGGACGCCACCCUCCGCCAAACCCUCCACCUCUCCCUCGGCACCUCCCGACUCCGCCUCCAAAUCAGCAACACCUUCGGCACCACCCCCCUACCCAUCACUGCAGCCACUAUCGCCCUACCCUCCAGCGGUAAACCAGGCGUCUCCUCCAUCGACACCACCACCCUCCAGCCCCUAACCUUCCACAACGGUUCCUCCACCAUCACCAUCCCCGCCGGCGAAACAGCCUACACCGACCCGAUCGACUUCCCCUCCCCUAUUCCGGCCCAAUCCAACAUCGCCGUGUCACUGUACUCGCAAGCCGGUCAGGCCGGGUCGAGUAUCACAGGCCACCCAGGGAGUAGGACUACGUCGUGGAUGGUAGCGGGGAAUAACGUUGAGGCGGCCACGCUGUCGGGAGGAAGUGGUGUGGCGAAUACGAAGCACUGGUAUUUUGUCAGUGCGGUCGAGGCGUGGGCGCCGCCGACGAUGGGGGCGUUGGUGAUUCUGGGGGAUAGUAUUACGGAUGGGAGGGGGAGUACGGAUGAUGGGAAUGAUCGGUGGCCGGAUUUGUUGCUGGCAAGGAUGCAGCAGGCGUCGAAUGGGAGUGGUGCGGCGGUGGUGGGGGUGAAUAACCAGGCGGCUGGGGGCAAUGCCGUGUUGACGGGGGGACUGGGCCCGACGCUGUUGACGCGGUAUCAGAGGGAUGCGCUGCAGGUGGCCGGGGUGAAGUAUGUGAUGAUUUUUGAGGGGGUGAAUGAUAUUGGUGGGGGCAGCGCGGAUAGCGGGACGCAGACGAGGAUUGGGACGGAGUUGCAGGAGGCGUUUGCGAAGAUUGUGGGGGAUUGUAAGGCGGCGGGGAUCAAGACGAUUGGGGGGACGAUUACGCCGUUUGGGGGGAAUGGACAGGCGUAUUCGAGUCCUGUGAGGGAGGCUGCGAGGGUGGCGGUGAAUGAGUGGAUUUUGGGGAGUGGGACGUUUGAUGCGACGGUGGACUUUGCAAAGUUGAUUGGGGAUCCGACGAUGGUGAGCCAGUUGGCGGGGAAGUAUGAUGGGGGGGAUCAUUUGCAUCCGAAUGUGGCGGGAUAUCAGGCCAUGGCGGAUGGGUUUCCUUUGGACUUUUUUGAUGCUUGA